Nestor notabilis (Kea) is the source of this 966-nucleotide messenger RNA. It is a transcript of the gene INHBC, whose product is annotated as inhibin, beta C. The transcript is spliced from 2 exons. Lineage: Eukaryota; Metazoa; Chordata; Aves; Psittaciformes; Psittacidae. Gene Ontology annotation, cellular component: extracellular region. The record is from RefSeq and is a predicted model, not a curated record. Bases 1 to 966 code for a protein of 321 amino acids. Gene Ontology annotation, biological process: SMAD protein signal transduction; BMP signaling pathway. Gene Ontology annotation, molecular function: growth factor activity; cytokine activity.
AUGGCACGGGCAAAGCAGAGCAUCCUCGCCAAGCUCCGCUUGCCAGGCAGGCCCAACGUCACCCAGCCCGUGUCCAGGAGGGCCCUGCUGACCGCCCUCGGCAGGAUGCAUGUGCAGCGCAUGGAUCCUGUCUCCCCUGGGAUGCUCCAUGACAGCAGCGUCCCUCAGCUGCAUCCUGGGGUGGGUCUGCAGGAAUACGAGAUCUUGAGCUUUGCCGAGUCAGGGUCUUCCACAUCCCGCAGUGCCCACCUGCAUUUCCGCUUCACCCGGGAGCUGGCUGGGAAUGCUGAGAUCCUGCAAGCCACCCUCUACCUGUUCUGGGCAGAUCCCGGCCCUGGGACGCACCCUGUCACUGUCAGACUCCUGCAGCCAGACCUGACAGGGCUCAACAUGACCAUAGCCCGUGAGACACGGCUGGAAGUGCAGCAGCCUGGCUGGGCCACGCUGGACGUGGGCCAAGCUGUCCAGGGCCUCUUUGGCCAAGGGAGUCAGAGACUCACUGUGGAGCUGGAGGCAGCAGAGGAUUGGGGUUCUCCCCUCCUGGCUGGCCACAAUGAUUCCCACCGGCCAUUUGUGGCAGCCCAAGCCCGGGCCAGGACACCCCACCGGGUGCAGCGGCGCAGCAUUGAUUGCAGCAGGGACUCUAAGAUGUGCUGCCGCCAGGAAUUCUUCGUGGACUUCAAGGAGAUCGGCUGGGAGGACUGGAUCAUCCAGCCGGAGGGCUACCACAUGAACUACUGCGCAGGGCUCUGCCCCCUGCACAUGGCUGGCAUCCCCGGCCUUGCUGCCUCCUUCCACACAGCUGUCCUCAACCUCAUCAAAGCCAACAAUGCGGAUGCGGCCGUGGACUCUUGCUGUGUCCCCACGCAGCGUCGCCCCCUCUCUCUGCUCUACUAUGACCGGGACAGCAACAUCGUCAAGACCAACAUCCCCGACAUGAUUGUUGAUGCCUGUGGUUGUACCUGA